AUGUUAAGGGCUGUUACUGUUGAGAAACUGGAUCUCUUCUUCCAUAGUGGUGGGAACACAUCCAGGUCUGGCAUACAAAAUCGAAAGUUUUUAAAAAGAGAGAGAGUUAGAGACUACGUGGGCUCCCCCGGCCGGGGGGGCCUGGUCCCUCAUCCCGCCGCGGCGGCCCGCCACGGGGCAACCUUGGCCCCCGCGCGCCCCCCUCCCCUCCGGCACGCGAGUCCCGCGGCGUUCCGACCGGGAGCUUUUCGCGCCACAGGGCCAGGCCCUUGCAGCUCCACAAACCCCGCACCGCGAAUAGAGAAAAAAAAAAAUGGGGCCUCCGCACUAGCCCCUCCGGGGGCGCCCCGGGAGAGCUGAGUUGCUCCUCAGCAGGGGUGGGCGGGCGGGCGCGGGGCGGGCACGCCGGGUGCCCGACUGAGGGGGUGUCAGCUGCAUCUGCCAGGACGCGGGCGCCAACGCGGGAAAGGCGCCGCCGGGCCCCGCCCCCCGCAGUCCCAGCCGCUUUGGCGCGAACCUUCAUUCCCCGGUGCUCGCUCCGCCGCCGCCAGCAUGGGUCCGCCGCGCCCGCAGCGCCGAGGUUGUUCAGGAAGGAAAAACUUCACAGCAUUCCGAAAUACGAAACUGAUUCCCAUGGAAACAUCCUCAUCCUCUGAUGACAGUUGUGACAGUUUUGGUUCUGAUAAUUUUGCAAACACAAAAUGCAAGUUUAGGUCGGAUAUUAGAGAAGAACUGGCAAAAAUUUUUCAUGAAGCCUCUGAUGAUGAAUCCUUCUGUGGCUUUUCAGAAAAUGAGAUUCAAGAUGCGCUGAAAUUGGAAUCGGAUUCAGAGGAGAAUGAUACGAGUCCUGAAAGUGAGGUAGCUCAGAGAAGGCAGAAAUGCCCUGUUCCUCUAAAAGUAGCCAUGAAGUUUCCACCUCGAAGAUCGGAGAGGAGGAAGGGUGAGAUGGAACCUCUUCCUGAAAAGCUGAUGCCUGCUCCAGAUUCAGACUCUGACUCUGAAGAAAAGGGUGCCAUAUUUUUAGAAAAAAGAGCUUUAAAUAUAAAGGAAAACAAAGCAAUGCUUGCAAAACUAAUGGCUGAGUUGCAGAACGUUUCUGGUAUCUUUGGUGGGAGAAAAUCAUUGCCAACUGUCAGUCAUGGACCAAAGCGACUUCCAAGGCGUUCAUUGCCCAGAAGUGCAUUGAGGAGGAACCCAGACCGAAGGUCUCGGCCUCACACAAGAUCCAGGUCCCUGAUUGAAGGUCCUCCUACUCCUUUACCAGAAGAGGAAGAUGAUGACCGGUACAUCUUAGUGAGAAGAAGAAAGAUGUCCGAUGAAUACCUGGAGCAUGAAGCCCGAACUCCCAGGAGGGGUCACCGUGGUGCCAUGGCUUUUCCACACAUUGUGCGCCCAGUUGAGGAGAUAACAGCAGAAGAGCUGAAUAAUGUUUGUGGAUCUGCAAGAGAUAAAGUAUACAACAGGGCCACGGGAUCCACCUGUCAUCAGUGUCGCCAAAAAACCAUAGACACCAAGACAAAUUGUCGUAACCCUGAUUGCGUAGGAGUACGGGGCCAAUUCUGUGGGCCAUGCCUCCGCAAUAGGUAUGGGGAAGAUGUCAGAACGGCGUUGCUGGAUCCGACCUGGAGAUGUCCACCAUGUCGUGGAAUCUGCAACUGUAGCUUCUGCAGACAGCGAGAUGGCCGAUGUGCUACAGGUGUCCUGGUCUAUCUGGCCAAGUACCAUGGCUAUGACAAUGUCCAUGCCUACUUGAAAAGUCUGAAACAAGAACUUGGAAUGGAAGACUGAAGCUGUGACUGCCUUUAAAUUACGUACUCUUUCACCAAUGUCGUAUUAAUGCCUGCAGUGAAUUGUUUAAUCAAAUGAGAUUACAAAGCCAGUGCCUUCCUUCCCUCCCCUUUUGGGUAAAAAAGGAUAAGGAACUUUCACUUAUCUCAGUGCAAAUCAUACUUGGGAAGACUGUUUAAUGAAGGUCUUUGCCCACAGGCCAUUGUUUUCUUUUUAAACAACUUUGCAAAUCGGAUAGCAUCAGUCCUUGCUUUCAUGCCAAUAACUUUUUUUUUUUUUUUUCCCCCCCUGAAAGGAGAUGGGGCUUUAAGCCGUUAGUUUUAUUCAUGGAGUGAUCUGUGCUGGAGGUUUAUUUAUGCUUUGAAGUUGAUCACAAAAAGAUAGAGAUGUUCUGAAAAUUCAGGGCACUGUUCCCCACAGAACCAAGCGGGGAAACGUAUGUGCUUAACUUCAGGUCAACUUCUGCUGCAAUACAGACUCUUACUGAACAUAAAUGAUCAAAUAGAAGCUAAGAAUUCUCUAAAACAACAACGCAUUCUUAAGUUCAAAAAGGAAGCCCUAAAAGUUGCAGCUGAGCAGUCUCCAAGCACUAAUAUUUGGUUUUAUAGAGUACUCAAAGUGCACAUUGGCCAUUUUAAGGGAGAUUCUCCGAGUGACUUAAAAAAUGCAGGAGAAGCAGUUGGGGGUGGCACUUCGUAUUUUUGCUCAGAUGAGAGGAGGCCACUGCUGAAAGCUUCCACAGCACCAACACUAGCAUUGCCUAGUGAUGACAGUGACAUGAACAUACUGGUAUACAUUGUGGAGUGACCACUCUGUCUGAAACAGAAUGUACCCUUUGUUAAAUUACUGGUUUUGUGGGUUCUCUUCCCCCUGCUUUUGCUGCCACUGCAGAACUGCUGCUUUGCAGAAUCAGCACUGGUCUCAGGGCCGAGGGAUACCUCCAGACCAGGGCUUGGUUAAGUAGAGAGGUAGUGCUUCAUGUGGCUGUUGGCCAACUACAAGUGGAUGAAAGAUGGUAACUUGCUGAAUUCGGUUAUCUAGAAAAGGGGCAAUGACAAACAAUCACUCAAAUCAGAAGCCUGAAUUUUUUUACCUCCGGAAAAAAAAAGCAAGGACUUUCUAAGCUACAGUCCAGCUUAAAGUGGGUUAUUCUUCCAGUUGCAUAGAGCAGCAUAAACGUAAACAGAUAAUGUUCUCAAGAGACACCCUGGUUGUAGUAACAGAUGAGGAAGAAUGAUUGCCUCAUCAAAAAGGCUUUUAAAAAUAAAUAAGAAGGGAGAUGUAAUGGGUUGCAUACAGUUUGUGAGCACUUACAAAUGUGGUUAGUGCUGUGGUCUCCUCCUUAACAGUCCGGCCAUAUUUCUGUAUCUGGCUCCGCAUGAUUGUAGAAGGAUAUUUCGCAUGAUGUUGUUAAUGAGGCAUGAGUACAGCAAAAAUGGAGCUGAAGAAUUCUAAUGUGCUUGUGGAUGGGGUCUUGUGUACUCAGUGCUGUAGAAAAGAACGUGCCGUGAAAAUUGCAUCUGGAGAACCACAAAGUGUAUAAAUGCGCUUAGUUUGGUUAUGGAAACUACUGUAUAAGCUUUGUAUAAGGUUUAGAAUGCAAUGUUAUAAAUAAUGUACAGUUGAAUAGUAGAAGGAUCAACUUUUAUUGAGCACUAGAACAAAACAUGGGUUUAGACUUCUCUGCUUGCACAGUGUUUGCACUGUGUAUAUACAUAAUAAUCCACAGUUUAUACCUUUCUGGGAAUUACAUCAGUGUGUGUGAGAGGGGAGGAGAGAGUAAUUUAGAAACAAAAGAUAUGUAUGUCUCAGACUUGCAGUUCUGUUUCAUAAAUCAUCUGUCCUAUUGAAAAUCUCCUGUCCUCUCUGUCUGUUUUUAUAGUGUGACUAGCUGUGCAGUCUGAGGUGGAGAGCGCUCUACCCUCUAGGUACAUUUCGUGAAGAAGGAACUCUAGAAAUACAUGUUCUGACAGAUAAGAGCGAU
Gymnogyps californianus (California condor) is the source of this 3772-nucleotide messenger RNA. It is a transcript of the gene CDCA7, whose product is annotated as cell division cycle associated 7. Gene Ontology annotation, biological process: regulation of DNA-templated transcription. NCBI's taxonomy places the organism in Eukaryota, Metazoa, Chordata, Aves, Accipitriformes, Cathartidae. Gene Ontology annotation, cellular component: nucleus. The record is from RefSeq and is a predicted model, not a curated record.